Molecule: messenger RNA, 1491 nt
Organism: Mesorhabditis belari
Lineage: Eukaryota; Metazoa; Nematoda; Chromadorea; Rhabditida; Rhabditidae
Source: the annotation of a GenBank genome assembly
AUGGGAAGUGACGACGAGUCUUCGCCUAAGAUCAAGCUCUCCGUGAAGACCACGACGACUUCUUAUGAAAUCGAGGUCCAGAAAAAUGCGCAAAUCAGUGAGGUCAAACAGAUCCUCGGCGAGAAAGUCGGUGCCACGUCGGACAAGUUGUGCAUCAUCUUCUCGGGAAAAAUUUUGAAGGACCCAGAAACGCUCGAAAAAUAUAACAUCACCGAUGGAAUGUCCUUGCACUUGGUGGUCCGACAACAGGCUCAACAGGGCGGCGCCUCAGCAACGUCGACACCUACAACAAGGCCACAAAAUCCUUCCGCCGCACCAAAUAACCCAGCAGAGGCAGCAGCCUUCAAUCAAUUCAGUGCAGCAAAUCCGGGAAUGGGAAUGCAACAAAUGAUGGCCAAUCCCGAGUUGAUGCGACAAAUGAUGGACUCGCCAAUCAUGCAAGGUAUCUUCAACAAUCCUCAAAUCUUCCAGUCGAUGCUAACGUCUAAUCCUCAAGUUCAACAACUGAUUGAGCAAAACCCGGAACUUGCCCACAUUCUUAACGAUCCAGAAAUGAUCAGAAGAACGAUGGAGAUCGUCCGUAAUCCAAAUAUGUUCAACGAGAUGAUGCGAAACCAUGACAUUGCCAUCAGAAAUUUGCAGGGAAUACCCGGUGGAGAAGCUGCUUUACAACGUCUCUAUCAAGAUGUACAAGAGCCACUUCUCAACUCAGCAGCUUCGUCAUUAGGAGGAAAUCCAUUUGCCACUGGUGGAGCAAAUAGCGCUGAUAAUGCAACUUCUCGAUCUCAAAGGGCUGGAGUUGAAAAUGCGGAUCCAUUGCCGAAUCCAUGGGCUGCUCCACAGCAGCGUGAUGGUUCUGGGCAACCAAAUAGCGGUCGAACAGGCUCCGCUGCUGCUCCUGGUGCAAAUUUGAUGGGAAAUCCAGCGUUGUCCGCAUUGAUGCAACAAAUGAUGCCGGGCGAGGGCAAUCCUAGCGCAAUGUUCAAUCCGGAUAUGAUGCAACAGUUAAUGGGAAAUCCACAAUUCAUGCAACAGAUGACCGAAGCAAAUUCUCUUAUUGCCAACAAUCCCGAAUUGGCGGCUCAACUCCAACAGCGCAUGCCUCAAAUGAUCCAAGCGAUGUCGAAUCCCGAGAUGCAGCAAGCUAUGUCGAAUCCACGAGUGAUCGAAGCGAUGAGGCAAAUCCAACAGGGCGUCGAAGUACUACGCACUGAAGCUCCAUUCUUGUUAAAUGGUGACUUGAUGGGCGGUGGUGGUGGUGGCCGUCCCGAUGACUCGUAUCGAUCGAUGCAACAACUUUUUAGCCGUAUGGGAAUGGGUAGCGCUGCCGCACCGCCUGGCGCUCCUGAAGCAAACCUGGAGCAACGGUACGCUUCACAAUUGGAUCAACUUGCCGGAAUGGGUUUCAACAAUCGUGCUGCCAACAUUGCGGCUCUACAAGCAACGUUUGGUGACGUGAACGCGGCGGUCGAGCGUCUCCUGAGCGGUCUC